This is a messenger RNA of Penicillium oxalicum, 2046 nucleotides long. Its product is annotated as putative chromatin assembly factor 1 subunit A. The record is from RefSeq and is a predicted model, not a curated record. Lineage: Eukaryota; Fungi; Ascomycota; Eurotiomycetes; Eurotiales; Aspergillaceae. Gene Ontology annotation, cellular component: CAF-1 complex; nucleus. The transcript is spliced from 3 exons. Gene Ontology annotation, biological process: nucleosome assembly. Bases 1 to 2046 code for a protein of 681 amino acids.
AUGAGCUUAUCCCCUCCCCCCACACAACAAUCACAGCCACAGCAGCAGCAACCAUUGCCAAUAUCUUCAUCUCUGAUUCCCCGGAAACGAUCUCUUAACGAUACCCACGGCUCAAUUGAAUCAUCACCUAGCGGACAUAAGUGUGUCUUGGCCGUGAGUUACGACACAGAGAACCAGGAAAAUCAGGACCCCGCCGUCACAGCAUCGACAAAAGAAACGAUACACUCACGUGAACAAGAGCCUAUCUGGGGUGACGCUCCACGCAUACAAGUUGUGGUGGAAAAUAGUACAACCACCACCGCGAUCAUGUCAGGACCAAAAGAAUCCACACCCGCGUGUAUACCUUCUGUGGAAAACGGAAACUCUCGGCAGCUGGGCUCUGGGUCUCCGGCGAAAACAGAUCAAGCCUCGGCUCCUGCAUCGAAGAAGCGAAAACUGUCUCCGUCAAGUCUGGAUGCCAAACAGCAAGAAAAGGAAGCUCGGGAGCGGCAAAAACUAGAGGAGAAGGCCAAGAAGGAUGAAGAGAAGCGGAUCAAGGCAGAGGAGAAGAAAAAGCGGGAGGAGGAGCGAGAAGAAGAGAAGCGAUUGAAGGAAGAGGAGAAGAAGAAGCGCGAGGAGGAGCGAGAAGAAGAGAGACGAUUGAAAGAAGAGGAGAGAAAGAAACGAGAAGCGGAGAGGGAAGAGAAGAGGAAAGCCAAGGAUGAGGAAAAGGCUGCCAAAGAGGCGGCGAAAGAAGAAGAGAAAAAGCGAAAAGAGGAGGAAAAGCUGAAGAAGGAAAGGGCACAACCUAAGCUUAACUCUUUCUUUGCCAAACCAUCCUCUCCUGGCCCCAAAAUCGCACCAGCCAACGAGAGCCCUAUCCUGGCCAAAACCCCCGCGGUGGUCGCUGCGGAGAGUGAUGAGAGUACCGCAAAGCCGACGCGUUCAGAUUACGAAAGGGCUUUUCCGGAAUUCUACCUCCAUUCGCAUACUACGCUCGCGCCGUUGCAUCGCUUUGAACGAGACCCUCAAGCUCUCGAGCACGUUCGUCAGGCGAUAGACGCAACCCUGAGCACGAGCGACACAAGUCAACCUCGCAAGGUCUCGUUCCGGCCUUCGGAAACAUUUAAAUACAUGCCUUUUCGAAGACGCUGUGGCCGUCCGCGGCCAUCAGUGAAGGACCUCCUGCUGAGGAUGCAGAACGCUGGUGACGAUCUGUUGAUGGAUCUCGACCCUAAAGACCAGCACAAGGCAGCUGAAGAUGCCCACAAGGCUCUUCGUCAGGUGCCUAUGAAGGUUUUGAAAUUCGGAGAGGACGUGCGGCCUCCUUACCAGGGUACGUUUACUCGGCAAAUCGACGAGGUAUCUGCGCGCAGGCUCGCACGGAACCCAUAUCAUCGCGGCCUCCCCCAUGUGAACUAUGAUUAUGACUCCGAGGCGGAGUGGGAGGAACCCGAAGAAGAAGGCGAAGACCUUGACUCUGAAAAUGACGAAGAUGAAAGUGACGAUGGCGAUGAUGACAUGGCCGAGUUCCUCGAUGAUGAAGAUGAUGCCUUGCUUGGCGGCAAGCGCCGGCUCAUAGUCGGGGAUCUGGAGCCCAACUGCAGUGGAAUCUGCUGGGCCGCUGAUGGCGUGACCCCGGAGAUGAAGGGAUAUCAAAUCGAAACCAUCUCCGAUACGGUUCGCUUCCCGAUCGACCCUUUCUCUACGGCUUACUGGGAGAAGCCUAAGCCCGUGGACUCGACCCCAGCUCAAGCACGACAUGCGCUCUCCAGUAAGAGCACUCUCGAUGUGUUCCGGGUGACCAAUUCAGCGGCCGCACCUCUUCCAGCCAAUGCUGCACAGUCCAUCAUGGGUGGUGGCAAGGCCAAAAAGCCCUUCCCCCCGGAACAGCUGGGCGAGUUUCGGGCCGCGGUUGAAGCCAGCGAUCUCGGUAAGGUUGGAACUAUUGAGAUUCUGAAGAAACGGUUUCCCAAAGUCCCCAGGAAUACCCUCAAAGCUACCCUUGAUCAAUAUGCUGUCCGAGUUGGCCAAAAAGAGACAGACAAGAAAUGGGUCUGGCAAUGA